Polyodon spathula (Mississippi paddlefish) is the source of this 3579-nucleotide messenger RNA. It is a transcript of the gene hps5, whose product is annotated as HPS5 biogenesis of lysosomal organelles complex 2 subunit 2. Lineage: Eukaryota; Metazoa; Chordata; Actinopteri; Acipenseriformes; Polyodontidae. The transcript has 19 exons. The record is from RefSeq and is a predicted model, not a curated record. Gene Ontology annotation, biological process: developmental pigmentation. The coding region runs from base 1 to 2976 and encodes 991 amino acids. Gene Ontology annotation, cellular component: cytoplasm.
AUGUGCCACACCUCUCCCACCCUCCCAGAGGCUCUCAGCUAUCUAGAGGGGAGGCUGCUGGUGUCCUCGCUGACUCGCUGCUACCUCUGUGAUACUGACCGGGAGAAGUUCUGGCGGAUCGGGAACAAGGAGCGAGACGGGGAGUACGGCGCCUGCUUCUUCCCAGUGGCCCGGAAUGCCGGGAGCCCACAGGCACUGAUCUACUGCGCCCGUCCUGGUUCGAGGAUGUGGGAAGUGAAUUUCGAGGGGGAGGUCCUGAGCACUCACCAGUUUAAACAGCUGCUGGCCUCUCCGCCCCUGCCCCUCAUCACUCACAGGUCCGAGCCGCAGUAUGGAACCUCACCCUGCUCUCCUCAGUCAAUCUCCUUCCCCAGGCUGCUGUUUCUCAGUGAUCAGUAUGUCCUGACCUGGACGGAGAGAGGAAUCUAUGUCUUCUUGCCUCAGAGUGUUCAAGUCCUGCUGUGGAGCGAAAUCAAAGAUGUGCAGGAUGUUGCGGUGUACCGGAACGAGCUAUUCUGUCUCCACGGUGAUGGGCGCCUCUCCCACCUGUCGCUGAUGCCCGUGGAACGCUGCGUGGAGCGUCUCCUUCGCAGGGAGUCCUGGGGCCUGGCCGCCACUGUUUGCUGCCUGUUCCAGCACGCCGUGUCCCCCAGCAGGGCUCGUAAGUCUCUCCCGAUCGACCGACUCGAGCACCUUAAAGGUCAGUUGGACAGCUCCACCCAGCACGAGCUGAUUGGUCAGCUGGAGGAAGUGAUCUCAAAGCUGGAGCCCUUUGACUCCGCCUCCAGCAGCAGGAGAAGCAGCAUUUCCUCCCAUGAGAGUUUCAACGUGCUGGACUGUGGGAUUUACCGAGUGAUCAGCAGGAGGGGCAGCCAGUCGGAUGAAGAGACCAGCUCCCUCGUCAGCCAGACCUUGUCCGAGGAUGAGAGGCUGAGGGAGUUCAAUUCCGCCCAGGAGGAGGAGCCACCAGCAGAGCAUGACACCCCGCCCCCCCCCAGCGAGCGUGUGGAAGCCGAUCGGACCGACCCCCUCCUCCAGUUCCACAUCCCCCUGUCAUUCCGCCCCACUCCUCCACGUGUCGCCCUGCAGGCUGUCAAAGACAGCGUGUCCAGCUUCAUGAGGAAGACCACAGAGAAGAUCAACACCCUCCAGAUGCCCUCUGACCUGUGGCCCAAACCAGACGGGAAAGAGGGGGGGCAGCCGUGUGAGGCCGUAGUAACCGUGGUAACCUACCUAGAGGAGCAGGAGCAAGAGGAUUGUACAGACAGGCCCCCUGCUGAGGAGGAUGAGCUGCGGGGCCUGAAGGAGGCGACAGCGCGGGCAGUGGCCCAGCUCCAGGACCCCCUAGUCUUGCUGAACACAGACAGCCUCCUGGAGGUCCUGAGAACUUGGCUUCCAGCGCUGGAGAGAGCCUGGGGUCUGCCGGAGGACCAUGCAGAGAGAGGAGGGGAGGUGCAGAGUCCUGUACGACACUGGGGGGACGCAGUGGAGCCAGCGUGUAACCCACAGGAGCAUGCUUUGCGAGGGGGGGAGGACAGCAUUGCUGCAGCGGCAGAAGGGGCUUCAGGGCUGUCAGGGGAGCCAGAGGACAGCAGGGAGCCUGGAGACCAGAUUGAAGAGGCAGGGUGCCCUAACCAUGGGGGUGCCACGGAUCCCCUUGCAGCCUUUCUGACCAGCCCGCAGGAGCAUAGCGGGGUGUCUGAAGAUCCAGGCACUGACCCGGGAGAGACCAGGCUGGAGGGGGAGGGCUCCAGAGAGUGUGCCCCAGCCCCCCUGGUGUUAAUGCGAGUGACUCCCCCUUGCAAGCUGCCCCUGGAGCUUCACAGAGACCUGACCGAACUGGCCACGCUCUGCUUGGAGCUGGGCUGCUUCCACGGAGACGGGGCCGCGCCCUGCCGCUUCCUGCACGGGUUCUUCUUCCUGCUUGAUCUGGAGCGGGCCCGGCGGAGCUGCCUGAUGCGAUACAGGGACUGCCCUGCUGUGUGGGGAGCUUACACUGCCGGGCUCAAGGAGCUGACCCGGUCCAGUCCUGCUAAUGUAGUUCUGGAAGAAGGGGACCUACUGAAAUCCCUGCGGUACCUGAGAGCCCAAGAGCCCUGGGACGCAGCCCAGCUCCUCGCACACCUGUGCAGGCUGUACGAGAGGCAUGGAGAGCUGGCUUUGAGAUCCUUUGGCCAGUUCUAUCCCACCAUCAUCCCCGGUGAUGUCAUGGCCCUGUCCAGGGGAAGCCCCGCCCACUUCCUGGCUUACUUGGACAACCUUGUGAAGUGGAACCCUCCAGAGCAGAGGCUGUCUCUCGUUGGUUCUCUCCUUCAACCGGAAUCCCUGCGUCAGGAUUGGCUCGAGCUAGCGCUAUCCCAUGAUGCCCCACAGCCAGUAGACACUAUCAGCCCUGACGGAAACCCCAGGUCCCGCUCUCACCUGUUCUCCUGGGGCUAUGGGCAGCUCCUCUCCCUCCUCCUCAAACUCCCAGGAGACCUACAGUGCAAGGAGAAGAUGGCAGAGACCUGCAGAUCCCACGGGUUCUGGACUGGCUACCUCUACCUGUGCUGGCAGCUGGAGAGAAGGACAGAGGCUUUCUCUGUUAUCGUUAGCCUGGAUGACAUGGGUCUACUGGAGGGACCAAACGGUGUGAUGCCAGAGACCCUGGAAGAGUGGAAGUACCUCCUCCAGACCACGCAGAGCAAGGCUGACGAGCCCGCCUCCCCUUGCUCUCCGCACGGCAAUGGCCUGGCCAACGGCGGCUCUGAUUGGUCCAGCCACGUCAGCCUGGAGAACGUGACGCUCCUAUUGGCCAGGACGGUGGGGCCGGACCGGGCGCUGGCUGUGCUGCAGGAGUGUGGGCUGAGCGUGGAGCUGUCGGAGAGAUCAGCGCUGGUGUGUGAGAUCCUGAGGAUUGCAGAGAAACGGCAGAGGGCCCUGAUCCAGGCGAUGCUGGAGAAGUGUGAUCGCUUCCUCUGGUCUCAGCAGGCAUAGCGAGAAAAAAGCGCCUUCCGAGCAGGGACUGUCCGAGACUGACAGACGCUCCUCCCACCGUGCCUCGGCAUUUAAAUUCGGUGACUCUCGCCUUCAUGGCUUGAUAGCGCCUGAAAGAUGCCCAUACUUUUCUCCUUGUAUAAAAUACACCAGCUGUAUUCUCUCGAGUACUGUGUGUUUUAUGGCAGUGUGUGUUAAUUUAACUUUCUCGAUGGAUUCCUUUCUUAGUUUUUUGCGAAUGCUGACUUUUCACCCGGCAUACUGAGCCAGUCUGUAAACUGCUAUUGUACAGCACGUGCUCCUUUACCAGGAGUGACUUUGAUUUUAUAUAAAUUAUUAACUACAGUAUCGCUUGUAGUGCCCCUUAUGGUUUUUAUCGUAUUAAAAUGUGUUUUACAAACAGUAUUUAAGGUUAAUAUUUGAUCUCAGUAUUAACUGUACAAGCUGAUUAGUUGUAGAGUGACAAGGAAAGGUUUAAGAAGGCUUGCAGGAUGGAGGCAUAUUGUUUAUUGUAUGAUGAGAGAAUAUGUCACUGUUGUUGAACACUAGCGUAAAGGAAUUACCUGUUUCAACUACCUGUUUUUUUUUUUUUUUUUUUUUUUU